AUGUCCUUGAAGCAGGAAAUCGAGACCUGGGUACAGGCCCUUGACCACUACGAUAAUCAGGAAUAUGAUGAAGCUCUUAGGGUCUUUGGUGCGAUUGCAGAGACCUCCAAGAUUCUGUUCAACUGCGGGGUCAUCUAUGCCACGUUAGGUGAACAUGAAAGAGCGGUUGAGUGCUACCAGCGGGCUGUCGGCCUGGACCAGUAUCUGGCUAUUGCCUACUUCCAAGAGGGAGUGUCCAACUUUCUUCUGGGGGACUUUGAGGAGGCAUUGGCUAAUUUCAAUGACACGCUGCUCUACCUCCGGGGCAACACCUCCAUUGACUAUGAGCAGUUGGGCCUGAAGUUCCGGCUCUUCUCCUGUGAGGUGUUGUUCAAUCGGGGCCUGUGCUAUAUCUACCUGCAGCAAAUGGGACCUGGCAUGCAAGAUCUACAAUAUGCAUCAAAAGAAAAAGUCACGCCCGACCACGACGUGAUCGACGAUGCUAUUCGUGAGCAAGCGGCGGGCUACACGGUCUUUUCGAUCCCGGUGGGGGUGGUGUACCGACCCAACGAGGCCAAGGUCAAGAACCUCAAGGCAAAAGACUACCUGGGCAAGUCCCGGCUGAUUGCCGCAUCCGAGCGCAGCAGCAUGCCGUCCGCAGCCAGCGAGGAGCUCAAGCGGACCAUGUCCAUGCUGGACCACCGAAAGCCAGAGACGCUGCCGUUUGCCACGUCACACCUGGUGCAUAAGAACCUGCAGAGUCGGAGCCGUCAGCAAUCGGAGCCGCCUCUGAACCGUAGUCUCGCGAUGAACAGUCGACCGGGGUCCAUCCGAGCAGCGCGGCCACCCCGGCUCGACCUGACGGCGGGCCACAGUACAGAAACGCUGGUCGAGAAGCCGCGGAUCGGCACGACGCGCACGGCGUCCGAGUCGCGGGCAGGUCCGGGUCGACCGGGGCCGCGGCCGGGACCAGGGCCACGAGGGCCGGGCGAGUCUCAUGGCCAUCGACGAGGCAUGAGUGAUACGGGGUUUGCCCCUACGGUGAGCUCGGAGGAGUCGUAUUCGGGCACCCGAUCGAUGCCAGCGGGCGCCACCUGGCGCCGUCAACAAGAGCGGUAUAUUGACGAGCAAGAAGAGUACGCCAGUGAUGCAUACGAGGACAACGGGCCAGACGGUGAGUUUGAGAUCAUGGGAACGCGGCCGCAGGCGUCUCCGAACCGGGGAUCGCGGCGGGGGACGUCACGACGGCCGGAGGUGCGCAAGUUCCGAGUGAAGGCGCACUCGCGAGAAGAUACACGGUACAUCAUGAUGGAGCCGACUAUUGAGUUUAGGGAGUUUGAGAGUCGGAUCCGGGACAAAUUUGGGUUCCGCACGCUGCUGCGAAUCCGCAUGCAAGACGACGGGGAUAUGAUUACGAUGGUAGACCAGGAGGAUCUAGACUUGUUGAUGGCGGGGUCGCGCGAGGUGGCACGACGAGAGGGGAGCGAGAUGGGGAAGAUGGAGAUAUGGGUUGAGGAGCGAGGCGUGAUUUAG
Messenger RNA from Aspergillus tubingensis, 1512 nucleotides. Its product is annotated as putative PB1 domain protein. The coding region runs from base 1 to 1512 and encodes 503 amino acids. Gene Ontology annotation, molecular function: protein binding. The transcript is spliced from 6 exons. NCBI's taxonomy places the organism in Eukaryota, Fungi, Ascomycota, Eurotiomycetes, Eurotiales, Aspergillaceae. The record is from RefSeq and is a predicted model, not a curated record.